Nerophis lumbriciformis (worm pipefish) is the source of this 1164-nucleotide messenger RNA. The record is from RefSeq and is a predicted model, not a curated record. NCBI's taxonomy places the organism in Eukaryota, Metazoa, Chordata, Actinopteri, Syngnathiformes, Syngnathidae.
UUUGACAAUUUCCAGAUCCUCAGAGCAAUAGGAAAAGGAAGCUUUGGAAAGGUUUGCAUCGUCCAGAAGAAAGACACGAAGAAAAUGUACGCCAUGAAGUACAUGAAUAAACUGAAAUGUGUGGAGCGUAACGAAGUGAGGAAUGUCUUGAAAGAGCUGCAGAUCAUGCAGAACCUGGAGCAUCCCUUCCUGGUGAACAUCUGGUAUUCCUUCCAGGAUGAGGAGGACAUGUUUAUGGUGGUAGAUUUGCUCCUCGGAGGAGACCUGCGUUAUCACCUGCAGCAGAAUGUCCAUUUCUCAGAGAACACAGUCAAACUGUACAUCUGCGAACUGGCCUUGGCCCUGGGUUACCUGCGCUCCAAACAUAUAAUACACAGAGACAUCAAGCCUGACAACAUACUACUGGAUGAACAUGGUCACGUCCAUCUAACAGACUUCAACAUUGCAGCCAUUGUGAAAGAUGACCUUAAGGCCACAUCCAUUGCAGGGACCAAGCCAUACAUGGCUCCUGAGCUGUUCCAGAUCUUUGAAGGCUCCCAUCCUGGUUACUCCUUCUCGGUGGAUUGGUGGUCAUUGGGCAUCACAGCUUACGAACUGCUUAGAGGGCAGAGACCCUAUGUGAUGAGGUCCAGCACUCCAGCCAAUGAAAUCCUUCACACGUUCCACAAGGUGCACCUCAGCUUCCCAGCGGCAUGGUCCUCAGAGAUGAAGUCACUUCUCAGAAAGUUGCUGUGCAUAGACGUCCAAAAGCGCAUUUCCUGUCUAGCAGAGCUGCAGGAUCUUGACUACAUGUCGGACGUCAGCUGGGACACUGUGCUUGGCAAACAGAUUCCUCCGGGCUUUAUUCCCAAUAAGCGUCGACUAAACUGUGAUCCUACAUUUGAGUUGGAGGAGAUGAUCCUGGAGUCCAAACCUCUGCACAAAAAAAAGAAAAGGCUCGCUAGAAAGACCAGGGAUCAGGGUUCUGACGGAUCACCACAGAAUGGUCAGUUGCAGCAACGUUUGGAUAAUGUGCAGAGAGACUUUAUUAUCUUCAACAGAGAAAAGUCAACGAAAGCGGUUCUGGAUUCGGACUCGACUGAACUAUCCACAAGUAACAAAAACAAAGCAAUAGAGGACGGUCAGAACAAUAAUGUGGAACCUGUCGACUUUUUAUCAGGAUAA